AUGAGAAUUAUCUUUAUUCUGGCAUGUUUCCUGGGCGUCGCCCUCGCCUGUGACAUCAUCGUCCAUCUGAAAUCCGACACGGACAAGAAAUUCAGCGGCCAGAUCACCGCUAGUAAUGGCCGGAAGAGUGAACGGUAAAUCCUACAUGAUUCGCAAAUUAUUAACUAUUACUGACGUAUGAGAUCAAAAAGUUUUUAUGAAACCGAAAAGUGAUAUAAAAAACUUGAAAAAUCCUCAAAAGACAAUAAAUUAUUUUGAAAUCGAAGAAGUCCUUCUGAAGCUUGAAAAACUUCACAGGGAACGGAAAAAAUUUACAUAAAACCGGAUAAACUGAUACAAAACCUCAAAAAAACUCUUUUUAAAGCUGAAAAAAACUUCAUAGAAAAACUGAGAAAAAGGGCCGAUUUUGGCGGAUACUUGACAAGAAAAAAAUGAAAAAAACUUCUUUAAGAGCCGAACUUUUUUUCGAAAAAAAGCUUUGAAACUAGCUUUAAAAAAAUUAAAAAUAAGCGUACUGUGGAAAAUAAAAAUAAAAUGCUCGGAUUUCGUAAGAAAAAUUCUUUUUGAAGCCUAAAUGAAGGCUGAUUUUCGAAAAAGAAGAAAAUCAUUUGAAAAUCUCAAAAACGCCCGGAAGCUCACGAAAUGGUUAUCGAUUUUUUUUGAAAAGCUGAAAUUUUCCGGUAAAAAUUGAUAUAACCCACCAAAAAAGCUCAAUUUGAAGCUAAUUUUUUUCUAUUUUUUUCGAGUGGAAAAAAAGGUAAAAAAAUAAGACUGUCAGGCUUAUAAAUACAAAAAAAUAGUCCAAAAAAAUAAAUUAUUCAGCUGGACCUACAUGAAGAAGCUCCAGAAGAACACCUUCCAACAGAAGGCCGACGAGUGCGGAUUGAAGGUUUUUAUUUGAAAAAAAUCCAUUUUUUUAAACAACGUCAAAUCAAAGCUGAUAGAAGCCUUAUCAAAAGCUUAUAAAUUUCAUAAAUUUCUCAAAAAAUUUCGAUUUUUAGGACUGGGAAAUCGCCACUUUCGAUGCGAACGGCAAGCCGGCUCAGACCGUCAAGGUACGUUUUUUUCUCCCCAAAAAUUGUUCAUUACAUUUCAAAAAUUCUUUGAUUUUUUUCAAAUGAAGCUCAAAAAAAGGUCCCAAGUUUACUCAUUUUUUUCAAGCUAGAAAAAAAUUUUUUUGAAAAAUUUAAAAUGACAGUUAGAUGAGCUUCCCGUUUCGCUUCGAAAUAAUAUAAUUUUUGCUUUUUUUAUUUCCCCUGAUCUCUUCGGAACUGUUCAAUAGGGUCGAUUGAUAAAUAUUGAAAAAAAUGAUGAUUUUGGGAAAUUUUAGGUGACCCUCGACGGAAUCGGCCGCGUUACUUACAAGGUAAUUUGACAUUUUUUUUAUUUUUUUAAAAAAAUUCGAAAUUUUUUUAAAAAAAGUGAUCCCUUUAAUAGUCUCAAGAAGACCUUUUUUUCGACUUUUUAAACCAUAUUUUAAACCUCAAAAAAACCUCUGAAAAAUCCUAAAUAUUUGAUUUAAUUCCCCUUAAAAAAAUUACAGGUGGGCGACGACUUGAAGCCGGUGCAGAAGGACCGCCAAGGCGCAAUUUGCAAGGGCGAGUGCGCUCCACUGUAA
Caenorhabditis auriculariae is the source of this 1618-nucleotide messenger RNA. The record is from the annotation of a GenBank genome assembly. Lineage: Eukaryota; Metazoa; Nematoda; Chromadorea; Rhabditida; Rhabditidae.